CAUCCAGAAAAUUUGAUAUUAUAAUGGCUACUUUGCUAUGGACACCUUCCAAUUCCCACUCUCUCAAUCUCAAUCUCAACGGAAAACAAUCUCUUAAACUAAACGCAAACCCCUCUCUUCAUUUCAACCGUCGUUUUCGUCGUUUCAACACCGCAAUCUCUUGCAAUUCUACUAAUCACAACGACGCCGAUACAAAACCACAAUCUCAAUCUCAAGCUAUUCAACUUUACUCCCAAAUCGAAAGAUUAGUUACUACUUCUGCUAGACAAUCACAGGAUGCAUGGGGUUCAGCAGACUGGACUGAAGUCGAGGGAUCAUGGAUUCUCAAACCCAAAAGCUCCAAACCCAAUUUUGUUGUACAUUUUGUGGGAGGUAUAUUUGUAGGAGCUGCACCUCAGCUUACCUACCGCUGGUUCCUUGAGCGCCUAGCAGAAAAGGGUGUAUUGGUCAUUGCAACUCCAUAUGCCAGUGGGUUUGAUCACUUCUUCAUUGAAGAUGAAGUGCAGUUUAAAUUUGACUGGUGCUACCGCACACUACAAGAAACAGUCAAAGAGCUUCCUAUUUUUGGUGUUGGCCAUUCUCUGGGAUCGCUUGUCCACCUCCUGAUUGGGUCAAGAUAUGCAGUGCAAAGAUCUGGAAAUGUUCUCAUGGCAUUUAAUAACAAGGUAUUCAUCCAGCAAUCAACGAAAUAUAGGAAGAAGGAUGAGAUGUAUAUGACUGAAAAUAAAUCAGAUUUGAAUAAGAUAAUUCAGAACUUUCUGAUUUAA
This is a messenger RNA of Lathyrus oleraceus (garden pea), 767 nucleotides long. RefSeq lists its product as uncharacterized. The coding region runs from base 24 to 767 and encodes 247 amino acids. NCBI's taxonomy places the organism in Eukaryota, Viridiplantae, Streptophyta, Magnoliopsida, Fabales, Fabaceae. The transcript is spliced from 6 exons. The record is from RefSeq and is a predicted model, not a curated record.